GCCUUGAGCAUGACGACGACACGAUUCCGGCCGCUUCCGCUUUGGCUACGCCUACGCCGGCUACGCCACUUCCCGAGACACCGAACGAGAACACGAUCGGUCAGGAGCGGCAAAUCUCCGUGGGCAGCGGCGUCAUUUUGAACCAAAAGCUUCCUAAAGAGAUACCGGUGAGCAGAGGCCGCCAUGACGAAAAAGAAAAAGAGCAUGGAGGUUCAGGACGUUCGGGACGACCAUCUUGGACCGGAAGCAGCAGCUUCGGGCUCGGCAGCCAGCUCAAGAACAUGCUGCACGGGCACGGGCACGGGCACGGUGCUCGUCAAUCCGUGACGAACGAGAAGAAAGAUUUGAACGAGCAUCAGAGGAGAGCCUUGCGGGCCAGUGGAUCCUUCAUGUCAGACAAGACUGCAGAAUCAAACAAUGGCUCUGCAUCUCACGUCCUGCGUAAGGUCGUAACCUCGUCUGCUUUUUCCUAUGGUAUCAUGUUCCUCAUCCUCGCCAACAUGGUAAUUCUCGGCGUGGAGGUGGACACUGCCCGGCAUUUGCCACCCGACGAAAAUCCG
Symbiodinium sp. CCMP2592 is the source of this 560-nucleotide messenger RNA. The record is from the annotation of a GenBank genome assembly. Lineage: Eukaryota; Dinophyceae; Suessiales; Symbiodiniaceae.